UUUGACGGUUGUGAAUUUUUCUCCAUGUUGGAUGUGUUGAUAUUAAUAUUAAUUUUUCCGUGUUCCAAAUCUGAAGCUUCCGAUCCGCGACAUCUCCUCCUGUUUGGCUACCAUUUUGUCUGCUGUAAAGUUUACAUGGAAAGAUGGAGCUGACUUGGCACUACAGCCUAGGCCUAGCCGGGUUUUUAUAGAAAGAAAUGUUUACUGACCCAGGCCCAGCUAGCCGCAUGAUGGUACCAAGAGAAGUAGGGAUCGAAUGGAUAUAAAUCAAAACCACACCAUGUCCACCACUACACUACAUCUCGCAUUUAUUGCAAUCCAAAGCUCUGGCCUGGCUCAUUGAAGUCAUAAAGAGGACCUAUUUCUCGUAUAUGAAUCUAUGUCUUGGAAUAUUAGUCUCCUGAUUUCUCUGACAAAAGUGGAGUUUCAAGACUGAAAACUGAUGCUGAUUUUUUGAGAAAGAGGAAUUUGGACAUUUUCUUUAAAAGUACAAUAACGCAUCUAUUUUAACUGUGUGCUUCCAAGAAAAAUUUUAUUCUAAAAUGCCAGUUCUCAUUUAUAUUAUGUUAGUCACAAUUGUGGUGGUUAGAAACGAAGCAGCUGCAGCAACAAGGAAACCGAACAUUGUUAUCCUGCUGGCAGAUGACAUAGGAUAUGGUGACAUAGGUUGCUUUGGUAAUACUACAAUUCGUACACCACAUAUUGACAGCCUUGCCAAAGAUGGAGCUAUGCUGACACAUCACCUAGCAACACCAUUAUGCUCGCCUAGCAGGGCAGGUUUAAUGACAGGCAGAUAUCCAAUACGCUCAGGCAUGGUAUCCUUUAAUAUGCUACGGAUUGUGCCUUUCAUCAAUUGCAAUUCAGGGCUACCGCCCAAUGAAAGUACUGUUGCUGAGUUAGCGUUAACAACUGGCUAUAAAACUGGUUUAAUUGGAAAGUGGCAUUUGGGACAUGCUUGUGAUAGUGAAGGAAAUUGUUCUCAUCCAAAUGGACAAGGCUUCAACUACUUCUACGGACUUCCAUUGACAAACCUGAAAGAUUGCGGUGGAAAGACUAAUGUGUUUAUCGCUUGGGAUGCCCAUAUUUACCGUGACCUCUUUCUGAUGGCCUUAUUGCUUUCAAUAUCAGCCAUUGCUCUGUAUAGGCAUGUUUACAUAGAUAAACGUUCUCUAAUUGGCUGCUUAAUCUUCACAUGGGUGUUGAUUGGAAGUGUAUAUUACUUCAUUAACUCCAUUCAGAUCAUGAACUGCAUUUUGAUGGAGAAUCAAAAGGUUUUAGAGCAACCUCUAACAUACGACAACCUAACUCAGCGACUGACAAAUCGUGCUAUAUCUUUCAUGGAGAGGCAUCAGGAAGAUCCAUUUUUUCUCUUUAUGUCGUAUCCUCAAGCUCACACUGAGCUUUUUGCCUCUGAAACAUUUCAAAAUCAAAGCAAACAUGGAAGAUAUGGAGAUGCAGUUGAAGAAAUGGAUUGGAGUAUAGGAGAAGUACUAGGAACGAUAGAUAAAUUGGGCUUGCGUAAUAACACAUUUGUUUAUUUCACCUCGGAUAAUGGUGGCUUUAUGGAGGAACGUGGAGAUGAUGGAGAGCGGCAGGGUGGCUACAAUGGACCAUUCAAAGGUGGUAAGGCCAACACCUGGGAAGGAGGUAUGCGAGUUCCAACUAUUGUACGUUAUCCUGGUGUAGUACGCAGCAACAGCAUCAUAUCACAACCGACGCAUGUGUUUGAUAUGUACCCUACAAUUGCAUCAAUACUAGAUACCCCACUACCUUCAGAUCGGGUCAUUGAUGGAAAAGAUUUGCUACCAUUGCUAAACGAGCAGAAUAAAUCAUCACCACAUGAAUUCAUGUUUCAUUAUUGUGGCGGAUAUUUGCAUGGUGUUCGCUACAUACCAAAAACAGGUAACAAGAUCUAUAAAGUUAUGAUGACAACAACAAAAUUAAAUGUAAAUGAACUGGGAGAGAGAGGAUGCUGGAAGACCUAUGUAUGCCAAUGUUAUGGUUCUUCAGUAGAAUUCCACAACCCUCCUCUUGUGUUUGACAUAACUACUGAUCUAACUGAGGAUAACCCUCUAGAUUCAAAUGAUCCUGAAAUCAAAGAGAUAAUUCAGAAGUCAUUAGCAGCAGUUGAUGAGCACAAGAGAUCAUUGACUCCUGUCCCAAACCAAUUUCAUCCUUUAAGACUUGUUCCAAUUCCAUGGCAGCAGCCUUGUUGUGGCACAUUUCCAUUUUGCAGUUGUAAAGAAGAUAGCAACAUCAACUCAGACAGUCACAUUCUUAAGCCUUUGCCAAGAUCUCCAAUUACCGAAGAACUCAGUAGCAAUUCAUGAUGAUGUCCCAGAAUUGUCUCUUACACUGUGGCAGUAUGUCCUACAAUGCAAGAUUAACAGAAGGGUCAUUGAAGUUGUUGAAGGGAUUACAAGGGAAUCAGACAAUCAUUUUUUACACCUGUUAUUCUUAAUUUAGCAGUUUUGCAUUUGUUUCUAAUAUUUUGGGUUUAUUUUCUGGUAUGAAGAGUAAUUACAUAAAUUCUGCUUAUAAAAUUGUUAUAGUCAUUGUGUACUGUGUAUGUAGUACUAUGAUUAUUGUGAAUUGGGGCUGGUGGUUAUAAUAUUUAUAUGACUUGUUAAAAGCAUUAAUUUAUAAAUUUCUCAUCCAUUUGAUUAUUAUUUGACAAUCUGGAAUAAUAGGUUAUUUGCUUAAAUGGUGAAUACCCAUCUCAGGAAAUUAUGUUUUAUAGAAUGAGUUGCAUUUAAAAAGGUAAAUCAACAAAUUCUCAAGGUUUUCUUUAUGGAACACAUAUUGAACAUACUGUAGAAUUUUUCAUCCUGGGCAUCGAAUAUAAAUGCCCCACAAAAUUCAAGCUUCUUUAUUUACCAAAAGAUAUAUUUCAAAUAAAAUUAUCUGCUAAACUACAUAAAAUUAUUUACAUAAAUGAUGGGCAACUGUAUAUCUGUCUGUUACAGACUGAAUAUUAUUAUUGGGCUUUAUGUAUUAUGCACUACUUUUAUUAGAGAAGGUGUAGUGGCCUUCAUUUAGUGCUUUGGAACAUCCAUUUAACACAUGAAAGGUUAUUGGUUCUUGUUUGCAGAUAAUGUUUUGAUUUUCUAAUAGUAUAGGUUACAGUUUCUCUGGGUAAGGUGUCUAGAAAUAAUACGCAACUAGAUUUGAACUCGUCACUGAGGACGAGUUAGGUGAUCCGCCGCACUUUGACCCUCGAUGAAGUGUGCUCGGUGCAGAUUGAACAAUUUUUAAAUGCUGAAAACGGCCUAUUGUAUACGCUAAUUCAUUUUUUUUUUUAAAGAAUUUGGAGCGUUUUAAAAGAUAUACUCAUGCGCACAUUGUGACGCACAUGCGCACGUUGUGAUGCACAUGCGCAUGGUAAUGUCACAAAAUGUUCACUCCUGAUAAGAGAUAUAUGUAUCAACUCUCAUUGACAAACGUCUGUUGGUGGGGGACUUAUUAUCAUUCAUAAUAUUUACCAUAUAUAAAAAUUUAGUUUUUUGAAUUUUUAUGGCAAUAUGAUGAUGUCACAAUGUCCGAUCAACCAUAAUGAUCUAUAAAAUCAUAUCUACUCAUGUGCUUUCAGAAUAUGUAAUAAAGAUUGGGGGUCACCUUUCAUCCUAAGGAGCUAUAACUAAAUAAAAAUAUUCAUGAUUUUAAGCAUAUAUAUAAUUUGACGCACGCACACGUUAUGACGCGCGCACGAAAAAUUAAGGUACAUAACAUUCAACCUUUACCUGAAGUUUAUGCUUACUAAAUAUAAUUCAGAAAUGAUAAUUGGUUAAGAUGAUUAUGGGGUUAUCUAAUUUUUGAGGAAAGAAAGAUGAUGGGGGUCAGCAAAAGCAUUUAUUUUGACCAUGAUAACGUCAUCAAAAUGUAGAAAGAAGUUGUAUAUAUGAAAGAGAAUUGUCUCAGGUAUAACAUACUCAAACUUGGGAGAAGAUCGAUCAGGGAUAAGCGAAAUAAGCUCAAAUGCGUAUUUUCAAAAAUGAUGUCAGAUAAACUUCAGUUUUAUAGAAUUCAGAUGGCAAUAUGAUGACGUCACAAUGUCCGAUCAGCCAUUAUUAUCUAUAAAUUAUAUUAACAACUCAUGUACUUUCAGAAUAUGUAAUAAAAAUUGGGGGUCACCUUUCAUCCAAAGCAGCUAUAACUGAUUAAAAUUAGGCCUGAUUUUAGCAUAUUUUUACGGUAUAUCAGCACAAACGUGAGCAAAGGUCCCUAUGUUUGAUGCACAUGUACAGCAUUGCUAUUGGCCAUAUGAUGACCUAAAAUAAUGGAAAUUUGUUGAAACAAUGUCAGGAACCCAAAAUAUAUAAAAAAUACGUAAUUUCUUGUUUCCGUACAUGCUAAAAAGUGUUUUUGAGCAUUUUAAAAAUUUUGAUGCACGUAAAAUAUUUCGGUACGUGGUAUUCCUACUAAAUAUGAAUGACAAAUGACAAUAGG
Anneissia japonica is the source of this 4446-nucleotide messenger RNA. Its product is annotated as steryl-sulfatase-like. Gene Ontology annotation, molecular function: arylsulfatase activity. Bases 543 to 2330 code for a protein of 595 amino acids. The transcript is spliced from 7 exons. The record is from RefSeq and is a predicted model, not a curated record. NCBI's taxonomy places the organism in Eukaryota, Metazoa, Echinodermata, Crinoidea, Comatulida, Comatulidae.